GGGAUGAACGCCAAUCGAGGAUUUCGCCGGUCGAUAUUCGAUACGGCAGUUUUGCAACCCGCAUAUGCAAAUGGCCGUGCCGACAGACCCUGAAUAUUUAGCAGGCGGAGGAAUCGAUCGAACCUGGUUGGUACCCGGCCACGCUUUGCGCAUCUCCUCCUCUCAUCAUCGUCAUCAUCGCCUCCGUGCUGCCCAACCGCCCCUCCCCCCUCCUCUUCAAUGGCAUACCGACGGCGCGGUUCGCAGAGAAGUCGAAGCGCAUAUCUACCGACAUCUGCACGCCCGGCGUAGGCACAUGUGCAUCGUGUAUACGCAGGACGGACUCGACUCCUGCAAGGCAGCCCGCCCCGUCUCCAUCCCGUUUGUCCUCCUCGACAAGCACCCAAGCCCAUCCCAAGCAUCCCAAGCAUCGAGCCAACGGCUUUGCGCACCAAUCAGGCCUCGACACACCUCCCGAAUAGGGGUGGGGUCUUACACACGUCCCGUCGACCCGAGCGUGGCCAGCUUCCCACCUCUUGGACUCAGCCCUACCGGCUCGUCGAGCUGUCGCUUGCCACCAGUUAGCGGUAGCGCCCUUGUCUCGCAGACCCUUCAUGACGAUCUAGCCCAGAUCCCUCUCCGAUCCAACGCAUCCCCGGAUUGCUUGUCGUACACGCUUUGCGCCUCUGCACGCUUGUCAGCCCCCCUCCCCCGGCCCAUUGCGUCGCGGUAGCUCGGCUUGUGGCAUGCCUCCCCGGAUUUCCGCUUACGCCUUCGAGCACAAUCCUAUCUUCAUUUCGAUCUGCCAUUAGUCUGGCCGAUCCAUCCCUCGCUCCGUGCUGGAUUCUCUAGCACCUCCCGCCCCAACC
Durotheca rogersii is the source of this 848-nucleotide messenger RNA. RefSeq lists its product as uncharacterized. The record is from RefSeq and is a predicted model, not a curated record. The coding region runs from base 65 to 712 and encodes 215 amino acids. The transcript has a single exon. NCBI's taxonomy places the organism in Eukaryota, Fungi, Ascomycota, Sordariomycetes, Xylariales, Xylariaceae.